Molecule: messenger RNA, 1128 nt
Organism: Penicillium paradoxum
Lineage: Eukaryota; Fungi; Ascomycota; Eurotiomycetes; Eurotiales; Aspergillaceae
Product: FTR1 family protein
Exons: 2
Coding region: 1-1128 (375 amino acids)
Biological process (GO): iron ion transmembrane transport
Cellular component (GO): plasma membrane; high-affinity iron permease complex
Molecular function (GO): ferrous iron transmembrane transporter activity
Source: RefSeq, a predicted model, not a curated record
AUGGUCAACGUUUUCUCCGUGCAGGUAUUCUUCAUUGUCUUUCGAGAAUGUCUCGAGGCUGUCAUCAUUGUCUCAGUCCUUCUGUCUUUCCUCAAGCAAUGCUUGGGCCAGCCAGGCCAGGACCAAGUGAUCUAUAAACGACUGCGAAAGCAGGUCUGGAUGGGAUCGAUUAUAGGAGUGAUAUUCUGUUUAUGUAUCGGAGCCAUCUUCAUCGGACUCUUCUAUGGCUUAGGCCACGAUGCUUGGGCUGACUCGGAAGAGUUGUGGGAAGGUAUCUUCUAUCUGAUUGCUACGAUCAUGAUCACCAUUAUGGGCCUUGCUCUUCUGCGCAUCAACAAGACAAAGGAGAAGUGGCGCAUGAAGAUUGCGAAGUCUCUGGUCGAAAAGAGUGAAGGAAAAUCACGGUGGAUGCGCAGCGACUGGGGUCGCCGCUAUGCCAUGUUCAUCUUGCCCUUCAUCACGACCAUGCGUGAGGGUGUCGAGGCUGUCGUGUUUGUUGGAGGCGUGUCACUCGGAUACCCUGCUACAGCAUUUCCUCUGCCCGUAAUCACCGGUAUCAUGGCUGGAUUGCUCGCCGGCUGGCUCAUCUACCGUGGAGGAAAUGUGAUGUCAAUCCAGAUUUUCCUUAUCGCCUCGACCUGUGUCCUGUAUCUCAUUUCAGCUGGCAUGUUCUCCAAGGCCAUCUGGAGCUUGCAAUACUACCAGUUUGUUGUCGGAGUGGGAAGUGAUGUGGGAGAGACGGGCUCUGGGCCCGGCUCCUACAACAUUCUUCAGACUGUCUGGCAUGUCAACUGCUGCAAUGCCGAACUUGAUCAUGGCUGGGAUGUGUUCCAGUCCAUCUUGGGAUGGCAGAAUACCGGUACCUAUGGUUCCGUUAUUGGAUAUAACGUUUACUGGAUCUUCAUCAUGGCCUGUAUUGCCUGGAUGUUGUAUGAAGAGCGGACCGGACGAGCCCCGCUGGCAAGCAGAUUCUGGGGCUUGCUGGCUCACAUUCCGGGACUCAAGAACAUUGCCAACAACAAGUUGGAAGCAAUGAACGUGAAGGAGAGUAAUGCUGUGCGGCAGAUUAAUCCGGCAAUGUUCCAUGAAACUACCACAGUGACAGAGACUGUGCACCACAGCAAGUGA